Messenger RNA from Impatiens glandulifera, 565 nucleotides. RefSeq names its product CEN-like protein 1. Lineage: Eukaryota; Viridiplantae; Streptophyta; Magnoliopsida; Ericales; Balsaminaceae. The coding region runs from base 7 to 531 and encodes 174 amino acids. The transcript is spliced from 4 exons. The record is from RefSeq and is a predicted model, not a curated record.
GUAAAGAUGGGGAGAUAUUUAGACACACUUGUCAUGGGGAGAGUUGUGGGAGAUGUUAUUGACGGUUUUGUCCCAAGCGUGAAAAUGAAUGUGAUUUACAACUCAAACAAACAAGUCUCUAAUGGCCAUGAGUUCAUGCCUUCUUCCAUUGUUUCCAUGCCUCGUGUCACUAUCGGCGGCAUGGAUUUGAGGUCCGCCUAUACUCUGAUAAUGACUGAUCCGGAUGCCCCAAGCCCUAGUGAUCCAUAUCUAAGGGAACAUCUCCACUGGAUUGUGACAGAUAUACCAGGAACAACCGAUGUUACUUUCGGAAAAGAAAUAGUGGGUUAUGAAGCGCCAAGGCCAGUGAUUGGAAUCCAUAGAUACGUAUUCAUAUUGUUUCAGCAAAUGAGAGGGAGGAAUACAGUUAGGUCUCCAUCUUCGAGGGACCAAUUUUGUACUAGGGAUUUUGCAGAGGACAAUGGCUUAGGAUUGCCUGUUGCUGCUCUUUAUUUCAAUGCUCAGAGAGAAACUGCUGCUAGGAGAAGAUGAUGAUGAUCUUUUUCAAAUAAUUUAUAUAUAUAUU